Messenger RNA from Pyrgilauda ruficollis (rufous-necked snowfinch), 2380 nucleotides. It is a transcript of the gene KCNJ4, whose product is annotated as potassium inwardly rectifying channel subfamily J member 4. Gene Ontology annotation, cellular component: plasma membrane. Gene Ontology annotation, biological process: potassium ion import across plasma membrane; regulation of monoatomic ion transmembrane transport. The transcript has 2 exons. NCBI's taxonomy places the organism in Eukaryota, Metazoa, Chordata, Aves, Passeriformes, Passeridae. The record is from RefSeq and is a predicted model, not a curated record. The coding region runs from base 132 to 1499 and encodes 455 amino acids. Gene Ontology annotation, molecular function: inward rectifier potassium channel activity.
CCCAGGAGCAAUCGCAAUGGCAGCGCUGGUCCCAGCUCGCCAGAGGUGAAACCUGGAGCUGCCCAGUCCCACGUGAGUGCUGCUGCAUGAGCUCCCACGCCCUGCCAGCUCCCACGGCCCCCUGACACCCGAUGACAGAGCAAGCCAUGGGCAGCGUCCGAGUCAAUCGGUACAGCAUUGUCUCAACCGAAGAGGAUGGACACAAGGUCUCUACGCUGGGCAGCAUGAACGGGCACAGCCGGAACGGGAAGGGCCACGCUCCCCGGCGGAAGCACCGCAACCGUUUCGUGAAGAAGAACGGCCAGUGCAACGUUUACUUUGCCAACCUGAGCAACAAAUCUCAGCGCUACAUGGCCGACAUCUUCACUACCUGUGUGGACACGCGCUGGCGGUACAUGCUGAUGAUCUUCUCCGCCGCCUUCCUGGUCUCCUGGCUCUUCUUCGGCUUCCUCUUCUGGUGCAUUGCUUUCUUCCAUGGUGACCUCAAUGCGCCGGCAGUGGCAGGUAGCCCCUCUCUCCUCAAGCCCUGCAUCAUGCACGUGAACAGCUUCCUGGGGGCUUUUCUUUUCUCAGUGGAGACACAGACAACCAUCGGGUACGGCUUCCGCUGCGUGACCGAGGAGUGCCCGCUGGCUAUCAUGGCAGUUGUGGUGCAGUCCAUCGUGGGCUGCGUCAUUGACUCCUUCAUGAUUGGCACCAUCAUGGCCAAGAUGGCAAGGCCCAAGAAGCGGGCCCAGACCCUUCUCUUCAGCCAUCAUGCCGUGAUCUCCGUGCGGGACGGCAAACUGUGUCUCAUGUGGAGGGUGGGCAACCUGAGGAGGAGUCACAUCGUGGAGGCCCAUGUCCGAGCCCAGCUCAUCAAGCCCUACAUGACGGAGGAAGGGGAAUACCUCCCCCUGGACCAGCGGGACCUAAAUGUGGGCUACGAUGUGGGUCUUGAUCGUAUAUUUUUGGUCUCACCCAUUAUUAUCGUUCAUGAGAUUGAUGAGGAGAGCCCCCUCUAUGGGAUUGGCAAGGAAGAGCUGGAGACAGAGAAUUUUGAGAUUGUGGUUAUUCUGGAGGGGAUGGUGGAAGCCACAGCCAUGACCACACAGGCACGAAGCUCUUACCUUGCUAGCGAAAUCCUUUGGGGUCAUCGCUUUGAACCAGUCGUGUUUGAGGAGAAGAACCACUACAAAGUGGAUUAUUCGCGCUUUCACAAGACAUACGAGGUAGCUGGCACACCUUGCUGCUCAGCCCGGGAGCUGCAAGAAAGCAAGAUGACCAUCCUACCUUCUCCUCCACCUCCCAGUGCCUUCUGCUACGAGAAUGAGCUGGCACUUGUCAGUCAAGAUGAAGACGAAGAUGAUGAUGAAGUGGGUGUGGUGUUAGGGGGCAACACCAAGGAAGAGGGAGGUAUCAUCCAGAUGAUGGAUUUUGGAAGCCACCUGGACCUGGAGCGGCUCCAGGCAACUCUGCCUCUAGAUACAAUCUCAUACCGCAGGGAGUCAGCCAUCUAACUCCUCCAGCCUCCCCGUUCCACACCCGUUGCCUACAGUCUCCUCUGUUCCAUACCCAUACACUGGAUAAGUUCCUUCACCACCAAAUAAUGCCUCCCAUGAUUGCCUCUCAGCCCCAAAUACACCAAGGCCUGGAGCUGCUCGGAUAUACUCCCUUUCUCACAAGGUCCUAAUGCCCGGGAGAGGAGUGAGGAUACACUGCUCUUUCUGGGUACGCAGCUUGGGCUAGAACCCCUUUCCUGCCCAGAGACAGGAGGGCAGCAGGCCUGGUUUCUUGUCUCUGGAGAGGUGACAGGAGUCCCUGCCUUCAGUGGACAGAUUGGGACCCACACACAGCAAGUGUUUCUGCUGCUGAGGCGAGAGCAGACUUUCUGUCCCCUCUCACUAUGGGUAGGCCCCCUGGCUGUCAAGGGUCAUCGCCGUCACCGGGAGAGGAGCAACACCUAAGCACUGACCAGAUGAGGAUAGAAGGGAGAGUUUGUGACUCUUGGAGGGAGUGGGGAAGGGUCUCAAGGAAGGAGUUUACUUGCAUGUUUGUUGCUUGUUGCACAUGAUUCUGUAUAUAAAAGAGAAGGAGAACUGAAAUUGAUAUUCUCCCACGGCAAAUGCCAAGCUAGGAGACAAGGACAUUCUACAUAGGCUGCUCUGCACUCUCCUUGGCUUUUGGUGUCUGUCACCUCCAGAAGCAGCUCGGCUCCAUGGACUUGGAUCCAGUUCUCCCAGUCCUCUUGAAAAACAUGUCCUGCUCCUCUCCUGAGAUACUGGCGGAGGAGGCAGAGCCCUGUGCUUACCACACUCAGACUGCUCCCUGGCGCAGCGCAGCCGGGAUGACAGACAGGUGACCUGACUGGACAGCAUUCCCUCCACUUGCUCCUUUUGCC